Molecule: messenger RNA, 2199 nt
Organism: Fusarium keratoplasticum
Lineage: Eukaryota; Fungi; Ascomycota; Sordariomycetes; Hypocreales; Nectriaceae
Exons: 6
Coding region: 1-2199 (732 amino acids)
Source: RefSeq, a predicted model, not a curated record
AUGCCAUUUCUUGCUGAGGAUACCUGGAUCAACGACCAGGCUUCCACGCACGAUAUUUCCGAGCUCGAACAAUGUGCCAUCGCCGUCGAUGCGACCUACUACCUCGGCCAGCUUCUCGACAACCCUCCUGCCCAAGAACCGCUCCUCCCCGCCCUUGGCGGUCUGACUGGCAUCGAGUCGCACAUUAACGAGAACCUCGACAACUGGGAGAAAUUCCACAUUAUCCCCUUCUUCGUCUUCGAUGGCCAGUCCGUCACCGGCCAAGAUGACCUUGCCUUGGACCGCGGCCUCAAGGCCAACAAGAAGACGGACCACGCAUGGGCCCUGUACUCUCAGACGGCAGCUGAGGAAGCUGUGACGACAUUCGGCGCCAACCCAGGCGCAUUCCGCAUCCAAAACCUUUACCCUCUUCUCCAAGCAACCCUCAAGAACCGCGGGCUUCACUUCUUGGUCGCUCCCUUCAAUGCGUGCGCCCAGCUUGCGCACUUUGAAUUUAUCGAUUCGGACCAAUGCUCUGGUGUCAUGGGACCCCAGGAGCUCCUCCUGUAUCCUAUCAAGGACUCAGUGAUUCGGAGCUUCGACUGGGAAGCCAAGACGGUCACAGCCAUCUCCAAGAAGAAGGUCAUGCGCAGCCUCACGCCCACCGCGAGUGAAACUAGGUUCAUUGACUCGUUCCUCAUGGCCGGCACAUCGUUUCUGCCCGCGUUCCCAGCCCUUCUGGAGUCCUCGAUGUACUCAGACUACAACAUCUCGACUGCCGCUAACCUGUUGAGAACCUCGGAAAACAGCGUUGCCACCGCUUGCGCGAGCUUUAAUGAUAUUCUGCAAAACAAGGACCCCGAGUGGCUCGACAAGUACCGCAAGGCAAGGAUGGUGGUCAACCACUAUGUCUACAUUGCCGAGAACGGCGAGAUCAAGGUCAAUGACUAUGAGCAUCUGACCCACGAUAGCCACGAGUACCUUGGUCUGCAGCUUCCAGCUGAAGUCUUUCACUAUCUCAACACGGGCCUGAUCGGGCCUCGACUGCUCAACAACAUCACUCAUGGACAACUCCUCAUCCAGCCAACCCUAGACGGAGUUGUGUCAGACCAGUACAAGAACUUGGUGACUCAGAAGAUAGUGCCUAUUAAGGAGCAGGCGCUGUCUCUGCUGAGCUCCAGACUCUACCGAGGUCUCCAGCACAAGAAUAUCAAGGUGCGGGUCUGGUUUGACCCCAAGUAUUCAUACACGAUCAACCAUCGCUCUGGGGCUUCUCCUUCUCCUUCUCAACAAGCAGCCAGCUGGGAUGUCAAGCUGGAUGAUAUCCGCGAAUUUUUCCCUGCCGACUUUGCUGGACCUGUGUCUCUGGAGGUGCUGGCGCUCGCUAACCACGAUUUCGUCAAGAAGACAUUCCCCAAGGAUCAGCGCAUCAAGGGCAUCGACAACACAGAGAUGGUGACGUCGGUUGCCAUCUGGCGAUUCCUUCAUGUGAGGGGCUAUGUUAACGAAGAGCACAAGCUGACGAAAUGGGGAAAUGCCCUGGCGACGACGUUACUUGCCCUCCAGGACGCCAACGAGAACCGUCCGCCAGUACCUGGGCUUGACGAGGCAGCCCUGCUUGCGUUCGAGCUCAUCCGAUUCGGUCUCUUGAAUGGAAAGCACAUUGAGGGCCAGCCCGGACUUCCCAGGAGAGGUACAGAUGAGGAGAAGGCGAGCCUUACGCUCAUCAGUCAGUGCGCAUCACUGUUGAAGCUGCGGCACCAGGUCUAUGGGUACACUGGUCCUCUCAACAAGAGCCUGUUGACAUUCCGAGCCUUGUCAUCGACAGUGAGGGAAGCCGAUCGGGAUCUCAUCGAGUCCAUUGUGGCAUCCAUGUUCCUGUACGCGCAGUCGAAGCGUGACAGGGAUGAUCAGCUGGAAAUCAGCCAUAGACUACCCUUCUUGUCAGAGCCCGACAUCGGCCUCGGUAUCGCCGUGCGGACUUUCUUCGACGAUGAUGAGGCGAGUGAGGACAAGGAGACGCGAGCGAAGCGACUGCAAGAAUUCCCCAAGACAUUCGUACCAUUCGCCGAGUCACUGACGGACGACUUCCGGAUUGCAUGUGACUUUGUGGAUGCGAUCAACAAGGGUGUCCAGGUCCUGGAUACGGAGGCAUUGCCGGCAGCGGACAAGGAGGCAUGGGCCAAGGCGCAGGCUUACCUGGACGCCCGGCCAUUCUAA